Molecule: messenger RNA, 2343 nt
Organism: Empidonax traillii (willow flycatcher)
Lineage: Eukaryota; Metazoa; Chordata; Aves; Passeriformes; Tyrannidae
Product: loricrin-like
Exons: 49
Coding region: 1-1968 (655 amino acids)
Source: RefSeq, a predicted model, not a curated record
AUGACCUGUAGGGAGCAGGGCAGUACUGAAGACCAAAAAUACUCAAGGUUGGCAGCCUGCAUCUCGGGUUCCCAAGGCAGCCAGUCCUAUGGCCAGAGCUACCAGCCUCAGGGUGGCAGUUCCUAUGGCCAGCAGGGUGGAUCUUCUUCAAGUAGCAGCAGUGGUUGUGGACAAGGUGUUUCAUAUGAUAGCAAUCCCUGCCACCAGGGUGGAUCACAGGGUGGAUCACAGGGUAGUCAGGGUGGAUCAUACUCACAAAACUAUGGUGGUAGCCAACAGAGUGGAUCAUCAUCCUCACAAAAUUAUGGUAGCAACCAGGAUGGAUCCUACUCACAAAACUACGGUGGUGGCCAAGGUGGAUCAUCCUCCUCAGACACCUAUUAUGAUAAUCAGGAUUCACAAUAUUCCCCAGAUGAUAAUCCCAAUGCUUGUGAUGAUAGUGACACUACUUACAGUGCCAAGAGUCAGAGUUCUGGUGGUUGUGCAAAGAAGAAAGUUCUCGUUGCCCGAGAUACAUCACAUGCUUUAAGUAGAAGAGCCUAUGAUGUACAGAAUGCAUCUUCUCCUUCAAACAGCAGCCACACUGAUGUCCAGGGUGGAUCAUUCGUUGCAACCAGUGGUGGAUCAAGUAAUCAGGGUGGUUGCAUUUGCCCUGAUGGAAGCAGUGGUCACAGACAGGGAGCCCCAGGUUAUCCACACAGCACAUAUUCUGGUAACCAGGGAGGGCCUUUCUACUAUCCUGGAGGAUCCUAUGGACAGGGAGGGCCUUUCUACUAUCCUGGAGGAUCCUAUGGACAGGGUGGCCCAGGUUCUUCCCACAGUUCUUACUCUGGUAACCAGGGAGGACCUUCCUUCUCUCCUGGUGGAUCUUACGGACAGGGAGGAUCUUCUGUUUAUGAUGGUAGCAGUGAAUCCUAUGGUCAGGGUGGAUCUUCUGCAUAUAGUGGUGCUGAGUCUUAUGGCCAGGAUUCGCCUUCCAUGGCAGGCAGUGAAACUGAUGAGAGCGAUUCCUCCUCACCAUCUGGUAGCCGCCAGAGUGAACGGGAUUUUUAUUCCCCAGGAGGCAGCCAGUCAGGUGGACAUGGAUCAUCUUCUCAAGGUGGUGGCUACUCGAGUGGGCAGGCCUCAUCAUCAUCUGGAGGCAGCCAGUAUGGUGGGCAGGGUUCAUCUUCUUCAGGAGGCAGCCAGCCUGGUGGACAGGGUGCAUGUGAUUGUUCUGGGGCAAGUUCUGGUGGAUCCCCUACCUUAGUCAGAAGUGAUGCCUCUGCAAAUGACUCAUCUUCUUCUGGAGGAAGCCAGUACAAUAGCCAAGAUUCAUAUUCCUCAGGAGCUAGCCAGUAUGGAGGACAUGGGCCAUCUUCUUAUGGAGGCAGCCAGUAUGGUGGACAGGGUUCACCAUCCUCAGGAGGCAGCCAAUACGGUGGACAGGGUUCACCUACUUCAGGAGGCAGCCAGUAUGGAGGACAGGGUCCAUAUUUCCCAGGUGGCAGCCAGUAUGGAGGACAGGGUAUGCCUUCUUCAGGAAGCAACCAGUACAGUGGACAGGGCUUUUCUUCGGGAGUCAGACAGUCUGGUGGACAGGGUGGGUGUGUGUGCCCCGGUGGAGGUCCAGGCUCUUUCGGAGGAGCCAACUACCCUGGUGGACAGGCUUCAUCAUAUUCUGGAACCAACCAGUAUGGUGGACAGGGAUCUUAUCCCUCAGGAGGCAGUCAGUAUGGUGGGCCGGGCUCAUAUUCUUCUGGAGGCAGACAACCUGGUAAACCAGGUUCAUCUUCCUCAGGAGGCAGUCAUCAAGGAAAGCCAGGUGGCUCUAGCUCAGGAAGCACUUAUUCUGGAAAACAGUCACCUUCCUCUGGAGGCAGUCAAGUGAGCUCUGCUGGGAAACACUCCACUCCCCUUCUCCUGAUGUUAUUCAGUGUUUUGAGUGCCUUUGCUCUCUCUGCUGCUACAUCCAAAUGGUCUAUAUGAACUUCUGAAGAGCUGCUUGACAACCUAAACACGAAUUAUAUUUCACAUUAUUAAUUACUUAAUAUAAGAAAAAAAAUACCCUUAAGUCAAAUUGUCAGAUGCUACUUGGCUGUUAUGUUGCAUGUCUAGCUGAUAUGUCAUGCCUCUCAUUAGUUUACCUCUGGUUUUAGUCAUUAGUAGAUAUCAUUAGUUUUGUCAGUGUUUUAGGCAUCAUUUUAAGAGAGCAUAUUGUACCCUACCUAUAUGAUUUAUUUUUAUUUCCGAUAGGGAAUGCAGCGAACACCUGCCUGAAAUGAUUGGUGUAACAAAUUAGAAAGUAUUUGGUUAUUCACCAAAGUGGACGAGGUCAAAUAAAUCGUUGUGUAUGUGAGCUGA